This is a messenger RNA of Lycium ferocissimum, 1309 nucleotides long. Its product is annotated as F-box protein At4g18380-like. The record is from RefSeq and is a predicted model, not a curated record. The transcript has 2 exons. Gene Ontology annotation, molecular function: protein binding. Bases 43 to 1152 code for a protein of 369 amino acids. NCBI's taxonomy places the organism in Eukaryota, Viridiplantae, Streptophyta, Magnoliopsida, Solanales, Solanaceae.
GCAACAUAAAAAAGAACAAGAAAAGAAAAUAUAUCAUCAACAAUGUCUAUUAUUGAAGAAAUGGAAGACUUCUUUGAUCUCUUACCAGAUGCUAUUGUACUUUCAAUCUUUGAUAAAGUUCAAGAUGCUAAAUCUCUUUGCAUUUCAUCAUCUCUUUGCAAGCGUUUUCACUUUCUUGUCACCCAAACACAGUAUAUUUCCCUUACAAUUCCACCACAAAAGUCCCACAAAUCAUCACCAAAUAAUAAUACCAAUAGAAAUCAAUUUAUUGGGUUUUUAAACAGAGUUUUUGUGAAACCAUUUCAGUUUAUUCUUCAACAAAUCACUAAAUGGAACCCUCUUUGUAUGCCUCUAAUUCUUUCUACCAAGAAAAAUGAUAAGUAUAAUUGUUGUACUUGUUCAUAUGCUUCACCUACUGAAAUUCUGAGAAACUUCAACGAGAUCAAGGAACUAGAAAUUCGACUUCCAUCUCCUGCCAGCAAAAAUACUGCAGGUACUAACAAUGCUGGUGGUGCAUUGCUGAAAUGGAAAGCAGAAUUCGGAAGCCAAUUGAAAAAUUGCUUGAUUGUUGGUGGAACAUCACUUUCCCCAAUUCAGAACAAACGUAUCAGAGAAGAAGAUGAUGUUGAAAGUGUUGAUAUUAGGCGACGAGAUGAUCCUACUUCGAUAGAGUUGCAACGAAUGACAAACGAUGAGUUGAAAUUGCGAAUUGUUUGGAUAAUUUCAUCCUUAAUGGCAGCAUCAUCACGACAUUGUUUAUUAGAAGACACGAUUAAGGAGAAGAAAACGAUCAACAACGUGGUGAUUACGGAUGAUGUUGGUCAGGGAAAAUGUUGUAUUUACGGCGAACAAGUAGAAGAAAUGAGGAGAAAUAAUACGGAGGGAUUUUCGACUAAGAUGCCUGCAUUGAAGGUGAAAAUGUGGUGUGUGCCGGAGCUAGAGUUGCAUGCGGAAGGGUGCGUGAUGAAAGGGGCGACGUUGGUGGUGAUAAAGCCGGUGGACGAGUGGAGCAAGGCGGAUGAAGGCAGAGAUUUGGUGGCUAAAGGGUUUGGUUUUGCCGGAGAAGGGAAAGAGGAAAAGGUGUUUGAUGAAGUUGCUAGAGAGUUGGUUAAGUUAGAGAGGAGUUACUCUCUUGAAAUGAAUUCCUUUUGAUUCUUCCUAUUGAGGUUGAUUUUGGACAAAAGAAAGAAUUUGUUUUUCGAGCAAGUUAAAUAUUGUUGUGAUUUGUAAAGAAAAUUUUCCUUCCCUUUUUGUUGCCAAUUUUUUAAUGUUUAUUCUCGGAAAGUUUAGUAAAUGAUGAAGUUGGAAU